AUGAAUACGCAUUCUGGAAUUCCUCUACUAAUGAGAUACCCGGAGUUUCUUUCAAAAUACUCGCUGCUUCCCAAAAAAGUAAUUGGAAAGGGCACUUUUGGAAGCAUCCACUUGGCAUCGAGUAAGUGUGACCCGUCAAAGCUGUUUGCCGUCAAGAUUUUCAACAAAUGCAGAAGCAAGGCUGCAGCAGAGGCUUACUUCACACAUCUUUCAUCGGAAUUUCUGAUCGGAGUCUCUUUGCACCACAAAAAUAUUGUUGAAACUUAUGAGCUGGUAAGGUAUGGGCCAACAUGGCUAGAAAUCAUGGAGUAUUGCAAAGGAGGUGAUCUUUUUGAAUCAAUUCAAAAGAAGCGCCUGUCGCAAAAGGUUGCCGACUUUUUCUUUACAGAGCUCCUUUCUGGGAUCCAUUACCUGCAUUCGCUGGGCAUAGCCCAUUGUGAUUUGAAGCCAGAAAAUAUUCUCAUCUCUUCAGACAACCAUGUCAAAAUUGCCGAUUUUGGAGCCUCUUGCCACUUUUCCAUAUUAGAUAAAGACUGCAUUCAACAAGGUGUCCAUUCAAUUGAAGAAGAAUUAUGUAGGGGUGUAUGCGGCUCGCUCCCAUAUACAGCGCCGGAGAUUUUAACAAUGGGGCCAUAUGAUCCCGCUCCAGUUGAUAUCUGGUCGUUGGGCAUAAUUUACUUUGUCAUGAUAUUCCACAAAAUCCCGUGGCAUGAGGCUUCUGCGCAAAAAGACGAAAAAUAUUUAACGCAGCGAGAAAAGUUCGACCCCAUUUCCAGACUCCCAACUCCAAUGGCCAAAAUCUUGUGCAAAAUGCUAGAACCCCACCCUGCGUCCAGAAUUACAAUCAAUGAACUGAUAGGCAAUACCUAUAUCCAGAACCUCAAUUUUGAUUAA
This is a messenger RNA of Mitosporidium daphniae, 894 nucleotides long. RefSeq names its product protein kinase domain-containing protein. The coding region runs from base 1 to 894 and encodes 297 amino acids. The record is from RefSeq and is a predicted model, not a curated record. Gene Ontology annotation, biological process: protein phosphorylation; intracellular signal transduction. Gene Ontology annotation, molecular function: protein serine/threonine kinase activity; ATP binding. NCBI's taxonomy places the organism in Eukaryota, Fungi, Microsporidia. The transcript has a single exon.